CCUCCCUGCUAGUUCUACUUCCCGUCUUUCUGUCGCCAAUAAUAACAGCUUAAUAAUGACUUUAUUUCGCUUAAAUGUGAAUAAUUAGGCAAUUAUAGUUUAAUGUGUAAAAAGUCAGAAAAGAAGAAGUACAUAUUUUUCUAACCCGAGAAGGCUUCCUUGUGUGUUUUUUGUGUUAAUCUCAGAGGGUUCGUAAUACUACCUCCACGUCUACGGAGUGAGACACACUCCUCCCUCACUCGCAGCCUAACCUCUUCUCUGGCCAGGAGCUUACUGUUGGAUACGAAACGAGGACUAUGUAACAAUUUAAAUUUCAGUGCCAGAUUAGGAGUAAACAGUUCGAUAUCCAGUAUUAAAAACUGUAAACACUUUAUCAGAAAUUAAUGUAUGGUACUAUCGUUCAAUGGAAUUCAACUGUUGAAUAGGGAGGUAAGAUUACACAGUCCCUGCUACUAACUUACACUAUAGUCUAUAGUGUAGUUAACGCGUUUGGGUUGGUACAUUUGGUCUUGCACCUGCACUCGGAUUGCCUUGCUUACGCCCGUUCUCUCUUUUCCUUGAUCCGAUGUCAUAACAUUUAAUUAAAUAUUUAAUUUUUGGUUCUCACAAUUCUUACAUUAGAGAUGAAAGAACACAAAAUAUGCUUCAUUAUUAAUUGGGAUUCAUUUCAAAACUUUCCACUUGUUGAACAGUUUCAGGCUUUCUCUGAAUACUAAACUUUUUAAGCCUGUCAACUGUCAAGUUUUGUGUCUACUAAAAAAAAUGGCAAAAAUCAAUCAAAUGGUAAUAUGCUCUAUCAAUGUUUUGCUUAAGACUACUGAAUAUCCAUCAGGUCAUCAGGUGUUAAUUGCUUAGUUACUAACUAGCCUGCCUGAUUUUUAAAUUUUUUUAAAAGAACUUUUGACUUUGGAAAUAAAAUGUAAAUUAUAAAAAUGUAGGCUUAAGCCUAAAAUUUAAAACUAAAGGUUAAGGCUUAAAACUUACUUAAGUACUAAUGCAGCCUAGACCUAGUAUUAUUUAAAAUUACUAAAAUUGCCAUUACUACUAGAAUAUUAAACUACAGUUUACACUUGAAUAACAACUUUUAGGUGACUUAAAAGACUUUUUCUGGUUCUGGUAUUGCUCGUUGCUGCAUCCAUAUACUGGCAUCAGUCCAAGUCCAACAGUUUUAAAAUUGGCUAAACAAUUAUGUUUAUGAUAUGAUGUUUAGUUUAGUUAAAAGUGCUAUCUUAGAUAGCACUGUGAAAGUGAAAGUGUAAGGCCUACUCAGUUUUACUACAUUUUAGUAAUUUACACAAAAUUCAAGUAAACAUAGCUGCACAAAUUAGGGAUGUAUUACUAAUAUAUUGAUAUCAUAUCCCUAUGAUAUGUUUUUUUUAGUAGCUUUUACUGUAUUUUUUCUUUUUAAAACUCGAAUAUAAUAUUAUUUAUGGUAAUAAUUUAGAGUGAAGUACAAGACUUAAUCAUGUAACUGGUUUUUUUAGGCCUAGGUAAAUCCUACUUUUGAUUUAAUUAGGGACCAUCUAUAAAAUGAUAUCACACUUGAUUUGUCAAUUUUUUUACCUCCUCCCCAUCAUUGCAAAAUUUUAACAAAAUUUAGACACCUUCAUAACAUCAAAAAUUCAUGAUCAACCCUCCGACCUAUAUGAAUGACAUCAUUAAUGGAUGGCCCUUAGCUUUAAUUUAAGAGCAGGGCCUAAUUGCUGCUACUAACAUGAUGAUGAAAUAUGAUGGAGUGGCUGAGGAGUAUAGUGUCAUAGUAGGAUUAGUAGCGUAACCCUGUACUUAUAUUAUAGGCUAGGCCAUUGUUUAGUCUUAAAUAUAAUUUACACUCACUUUCUCUUAUGCCUACAAGUUUAUAUAGUCCAGUAACCUGCUGAAAAGUGGUGCAUUAUUUAUUAUGCCCCAUCCAGAUAUAUUUUGUACAUUUACUUCUCAACACCCACUCAAACACUCCUUUUCUCCACUGUCAUCCCUACGCUGUCCAGCUAUCAUACAUUCCAACCAGUGGGGUUUAGAAAAAACUGUACAACAGCAUGACAAACUGUACUGUAUACUUUGUAUCUUUAUAUCUUUUUCAUCAUUUUUAUCAAUGCUUUUUACCGCAUUAAUAAAAAAUGAAUAGUGUCCGCUUUGCUUCACGCACAUUUAAGCAUGUUUACAUCAUUGGUAAAUGGAUAUAUCGCAUCAUUUGAAAAUAGCUUGCAAUAAAUCUGAUUCUUUUUUGGGGGGUCAAAUUUUGAUUUAUUUUGUUAGCUAAUCCAUAGCAAUUUUAUUAAUUCGAUAGCAAUCUAUAUGUAAUUGGCCAUAAUUCUUUGGUUAAUUAUGGUAGCUAUAGUAAUACAGAUUUCUGUAUUUAAAUUAAUGAAAUAAAAUAAAGUUCACCUGUCUUAAGCAAGUUGUUGAGUUUACCUUCAACUUAUAUUAUAACCUUAUUUUCAUAGUACCGGAAGUAUUAAACCACGCUUUUGUAAUAAAUAGGAAUAAUGACUAAUGCUAUUUAUUGUUUGAUAGUUAUUUUAAAUUUACACAUUAUAAUAUUGCAGUUCUAUUUAAAAAUUACGCACCCAGAUUUGUAAUUAUGGUUUACUACUCAAAGUAAUUACCACACUAUGCUGUCUUAGUAUUAAUGUAUGAUAUCAAUGAAACCGCACUGUUUCUAAAUUUAGAUGGCUUACAGAUCCCCAGCUUUGUCAUUUUGAACAGACAUAUAUAAUAAAUGAUUUAAGCAUCUUGUUGUCCAACGUUAAAUUUAUUGCACCACCAGUUUAAACACGUGACUUGUGCAGACAUAUUUAUUUUCUAACUCCAGUGAAAAACUGUACAAAAGCCUGUAUGCCCGUACAUCUUGGAAAACUUGUAAAAACCGUAUGUCCAACUCCCAUCAUACCAUAACCCUCACCCCCUUUUCAUAUUUCCAUCCUAGACUGGCCCUACUUUAUUAGAGCUAUUUUUACUUCAUGUUUCUUCCAAAAAAUAAAGAAUCAAUGAAAAAUAGUUUCUUUUCCCCUUAGAUUAGAUAAUUAAAUUGAAAAGCAUAAUUAGGAAGCUGCUAAUCUCUUGUGGUUUUAAAUAUUAGCUAAAAUAAAAUUUAUAGUAAAUAAAACAUAAAAUUAAAAUAUUUUGCUCACAAUUUUAAAAUAUCUAAAAAUGAAUUAGUACACAUUAUUGUAUCUGUUAUUAAUCACAUGUAGUUAACCACUUCGCUACCGAUGACGUUGACGUCAUGAUCACCCACUUUCAAUUACCAAUGACGUCACAUUGUCGUCAUAACAAAAAGUCAAAGAACUUUUCUGAAAUACCAAGGACGUCACGUCAACAUCAUAUUUCAAUACUAUAUAUUUCCUUAUUCGUUAAUCUAUAGAAAAGUUAAAAAGCAAAUUCGGAUAGAGAAUGAAAUGUACAGAAAAUUUCAUCUUUUAAGUUUUUUAUUGCCGAGUCAGCAAAAAUCAAUGCCCAAAACCCAGCGGUAGCGAAAGGGUUAAUGCUUGAAACCAAUCACAAAAUAAGACUUAACAUGUAGAUAUAGUCAUUUAUCAGCUGCUAGAAGUACAUGAUAAUCCAUGAUAUUUUUAUCAUGGAUCCAAGGUUUAACCAAUAUUUCUCUUGAGAAUGUUUAUAAAGUAAUAAAGGAGAAAACAAUUUAUCUUCCACAGAUUGCUACAAAUACAUUUUGCUAGCAGUUGGCACGAUGACCUCUCCUCUUUCUAGUAUAUUUACAUUCACAAGUCCAGCCGUCAAAAGACUUUUAGGAUGGAAACAAGGCGAUGAAGAAGAAAAAUGGGCAGAAAAGGCUGUUGAUUCCUUGGUUAAAAAGCUUAAGAAAAAGAAAGGUCAGUUAAACAUUUCAUGCCUCAAUCAUGUAAAUCAAUAUACAGACGAUAAUGUAGUCUUUCAUUCUUCAUAUGAUUUUUUUUAUUCAUUUAAGCUGAUUUUAAUGUGUAAAUUAGAAUGUGAAUAUUACAGAAUUAUGUCAAAAUUUACUCCACUUUCAUAAGGUUUUUCAGAUUAGUAAUACAUAAAAAUAAUUAACUAUUAUUGUCUGAAAAAUUAAAUAGUUUUUAUGUUAUUCAUCUUAUAAAAGUUUGUAAUAAUAUUAAUUUUUAAAACAAAUUUUCUUAAAGGGGCUCUUGAAGAUUUGGAAAAGGCUCUCUCGUGUAAGGAUCCGCACACAAAAUGUGUUACAAUACAGAGGUCUCUCGAUGGAAGGUUACAGGUUUCCCAUCGAAAAGGAUUACCACAUGUUAUCUACUGUCGGGUUUGGAGAUGGCCUGAUCUCCAGUCACAUCAUGAGUUAAAACCCCUAGACACAUGUGAAUAUCCUUUUAGUGCAAAACAGAAAGAGGUAUGCAUAAAUCCAUACCACUAUCGGAGAGUUGAAAGUCCUGGUGAGUUUUUAAAAGUUUUCCUUUAAAAUUUAUUAACUAGGAAUAUGAAUAAUUAAGUUGUAUUAACUCUGUCUCAGUCCACAGAUAAAAUCACUUUAGUUUAAUUCAUCAUUUUGAAAUGUAUCUUCUCACUUUAGUGUAAUUAUUUACUACUUAGAUUACUGUCAUUACAAAGUUUAUUCAUUUUUAAAUAUUUCAUUCGAAACGAAAGGAAAAGUAGAUCCUGAUUUUAUUUUCACUUUAAUUGGGUGCUGGAUAUGACCCCCAUCAAUUUAAAAACAAUAUGUAUAUAAGUAACUGAGCUCUUUUCACAAAAUCAUAUCAUAUUAAUUAUUGAAAAUUAUGGUGCAGGAGAUCCUAUGAGUUUUUUUAAAGUGAUUUCAGAUUGAAUUGUAAAAAUUUCUUUUUUCUUAACAGUGCUCCCCCCUGUCUUAGUUCCACGUUACAGUGAGUAUCCCACACACGGAGCAUUGCCCCCAUUCCAGCAAAUUCCGGAGCCAUCUAUGCCUCACAAUAUUACUUACCCCUUCCAGCAGCAGCACUCGCCACAAACGCCAAGUUCAGGACCUGGCAGUCCAUUUGGUCUUCCUGGUAAAAAGCACAAUAGACUCAUUUUCUUUUUAUCGCUUCAAUGGGUUUUAAUUUUACGGUUACUUUUUUUAAAUGUGUUCUAUGCCGUUAAAUGGUUAUGCAAAUUUAAUGUGUUUUAAGAUUUGACUCGUUAGAUGAACAAUAUGUAUCAAAGGUCUGCAAACCAAAGAAAAAUGAUAACUAAGCUAGUUAUAUUAACAAUAUUCAAUUAAAUUAUACUAUUAAAUUUAUAUAAAAAUGCAAAAUCAAAUUUACAGAAAUAAAAGAGUGAAAAAGUAUACUCCUCAAAAAUAAAAAUAUUAAUUUACAAACACACAAAGAUUAAAAUCAUGUAAGGCUCUUAUAAGUAUAUUACGUCUCAUAAGUUUCAUGUCUAGGAAGGGUGUGGGGGUGGUGUUCUAAUUCCCUUCCAUGUAAAUAAGCUGACAGCUUACACAGCCGGAAGAGAUUUACUAGAUUUCCAAGACAUCCCCCCCACCCCACCCCCUGAAAAGAAAUUCUAGAAAUUGCGUCACCCGGUAUCAUUCUUUAGAUAAUUCUUAUAAGAACACAAACAACCUUUCCCAAGCAAUGGAGGAGUACCCUUGGUAAAGCGCUGCACAUUUAAUCGGUGACGUUAGUAUCAAAACAAAAAGAGGGGUAAGGUUAAAUGUCACAGCUAGUGGUGAAUAAAAACUAGGUCAACAUACAGAUUAUAACAAAUGGUUGAACUGUUAGGGUUGCUUUGAUAAGAUAAUUGGCAGAUGUCCUAUUAAUGGCCUUACUGUUUUGGCGGAUGUUGAAUAAUUAUCUGCCGAUCAUUUAUUAUAUAACUAGAAAUAACCUGCCAAACAUUGGUGGGGGCAAUGUUUGAGCUUCCCAUCUACUAAAGUUACUUUACAAAACUUGCAUUUAAGUCCGGUAAGUGCUAAAUUUUGGGAAUUCUAUUUUGCGCAUUUAUUGAGCGCUUACCUUACAGACAUGAAUACACACAUGUGAAAAUAGAAAAUUAAAUUUGUGAUUUAUGCUUUGACUGUGCACAUUUUAAUUAAUUGUAGGUAUUUAUACAAUUUCAUGAUUUAUCACAACUAUGGCUUUACUUUUUGAAUUAUAAGGAGUAAGAAUAUAUCAUUAAUUUUACCACAACCGGCUGAAGAAACAGAAGUUAGGGCCUCCCUAAUUCCAAAACUUUAAAACUUUGCACCAUAAAUAGUGCGACAUUAUGUUGACUCAGCCAAUGACAUGGCUAGCUUUGUACCAUGGAUGAGUUUAAUGCUUACAUCAAAGACUGAGAUCAUCCAGGUAUCAGCACAAAAGUUGAUAGGUGAAGCAGCGCCCAAGUAAACGGCAGUCGUAAACAUGCUCAUGAUUAUUGCUUUUUAAUAUUAUCAGGGGAAAAGAUCAUUUGAGAAAAAUUUGCGCAUUUUAAAAAAAAAUCAUGCCUAAAAUGGUCAUGAGGUAAUCUGCCACUGAUAAAUUAUUUAUAAUAUCUAGAAACAUGGGACACUCCAUAUAAUACACACAAAUGUUAUAACUUAACUCUUGGCAUGUCUUCCCCCUCCCUCUUCCCUUUAAUGAAAAAAAAAGGAUCAUUAAGUGCAUUGAAAAUGCAUCACAUGAUGCACCAGCUAUUAAAAUGCACUAAUACAUUGACAAUUUGAGUAUGUGGUAAAAAGGAUAACCAGUUAGAUUUGUCGGCUAGUGUGUUGGUUUGGUACAUACCAAAGUAACUUCUAGGAAUUAACUUAAAAUAACAUCAAAGGAAUUGGUUAUUACACAUGAAUCUAUUGAUGUCAUCUCAGGAUGGUAAAAAGUAAUGUUAUGUGGUAUCUGCCAGACAUAUCAACUUGGAAAACAUCUCAGGAAGAGAAUGGGCGGUCGGGGUGUGGAGGAAAAAAUAUAUGAAACUACAUUUAGAGUCUUGCACAGUUUGUGUAAGAUUUUAUUAAAACCAUAGAGAUUUAACACUACCAGAACACUAACAUUUGGGAAAAUAUUUUCAUCAGCCUGAUUAGCAGAUCACUGGGUAAAAUGUGACAAAUGGCUAUUAAGUUGCAAAGUGACCAUUAAGCUGAUACUAAUUAUCCUCCAAUUAAUCUGCAAUCCUUGUUGCUAAUUGAAAGAAGUUAAUUGCUUUUUUUUACAAUAAUGUGGCACUUACAGAAAAACAACACAUUUCAUAACACAUUAUAUUUUAAUUUCUAAUUUACAAUAGCUGAUACCCCACCACCUGCUUACCAAGCUCACGAUGACAACCAAAAUAACCAGAAUGGACCCCAACCUAUGGAUACUAACCAUCAGCCUAAUCCUGCACACAGUGGGCCUCCAGUUUCAGGCCCAGCUUUCUCACUUUCUAAACUUGGGCCCAGAAUUACUGGUAAGCUGAGUAUUAAAAAUAUGAAAACUUACUACCGGUACAUUCAUAUUAUUAUAUUAUAAUUCAUAUAAUAAUCUAUUUAGGAAAUUUGGUUGUUUUAAUGUUGUCGGGGGGGACAUCAGUUUUCUUCUUAGAGCAUCCCAGGUUUGGAAACCUGCUCCAGGCUGUGUUGGUGCAGCUUAGCCAAUGCCCUGGGAAAAUGAUUGAACUCACAUCCAGUCAAAUGGGACCCUAUUUCAUCCUAUAAUUGCUGUUAGGAGGAAGGAUUACUGUCCUUGUAUAAUAUGACUGGAUAGAUUCGAGUUAACCCCAUACAAUAACCAAAAAAAAAAACAACCAGAAGAACAGAAAUGUUUUUAUUUACAGAAGAUAAAGGUUACAGAAUUUUAACCAACAAUGAUUUUUAAAGCAUAUAAUACCCUUCAGAAAGUAUCACUUAACAGAGAUUGGUAAUAUUUUGGAAACACAAGUGCAGUUUCCAGGGUGUGAGACUCACAGGGUAGUGCUGGGUUAACAAGAGUAGCCCAGGACAUUAGACCCUGAUCAUUAUAAAUUUAUAGUUUUGCAAAAAUAUAUUACAAAUAAUAUUUUGAACAAGGAUUGUUAUGGUUAGCAGUGCUCUUGGUAGAAACAUGUUUUUGAGCCGAUUCAAAUGCUUGGAACUGGUUUAUAAUACCUUUACAAAGGAGAAGAAAAUACUGACUAAACCAGUACAUAUAAUGACUAUUGAUGAGGGGUUAAUGUAUUCUGGUGUCUUCUUGAUGUUAAAUUAUUUGAGUCUUCAGAAAGGGCAAAAAUUAGACAGUUGUCAAAGAGAUUCUUUAGUACCUUCUGUAAUGUUUUAAAUAGUUUGUGUGUGUUACGGCACUGAUUUCCUGCACCAACACACCAGUGAGAGUUAAGAAGAAAAUAAAAAUUCAUACUUUUGGCACAAUAUGACCAUGCGGAAUCAAUCAAAUUCUCUCCUACUAGUGACCUCAAUCUUAUUUCUUACAUUUACAUUUUACAUAUUUCCAAAUUAUUCUUUUCUGUUAAAAAUCGUAUAUUUUACAGUAAUGAUACAUAAAUUCUUUUACUUCCUGGAAUCUUAAGAUAGCACAUACACACACAUAUGUUUUUGGAAAGCCCAACUUCCGGCAAUAACAUAGCUUGCAUGGCGAAACUGUUUUCUUUCUAUUUCUUGUUGUUUCUUCUUUUGUCUUGUCUACUGAAUAAGUCUCUUAGCUGAAACGUUCUCCUUUUAUUGUCCUAUCUUUAUAUUUCAAGCUUUCACAUAGCUUGUUCCACUAUUUCCUUCACACAGCUUGAACUCAAUCCUUCAUUUAUUAUCCUGUAUAUUGCAUACAUACAUACUGCUGUAAAAUAUUACCUUUGAUGUGUUUUUUUUAUAUUUCAGACAAGCAAGCAGUGAACUAUCAGGAGCCGCACUACUGGUGUAACAUUGUUUAUUAUGAGCUUAACAACAGAGUAGGGGAGCAAUUUCAGGCUUCUUCUAAUAGCAUUGUUGUGGACGGCUUUACUGAUCCUUCACGCACCGACCGCUUUUGUUUGGGUCUUCUAUCUAAUGUAAACCGUAACUCUACGAUUGAAAACACUCGUCGACAUAUAGGAAGGGGUAGGUGUCCAGUUGUACUGUUUAUUUUUGUUUGUACUGGUAUUAUAAUAUUGCUGUUGGGUUAAAAGAAAGUUUAUUAAAAUAUUUUCAUAUUUAAUUUUUUAUAUUUUUUCCAGGUGUUCAUCUGUAUUAUGUCGGAGGAGAAGUGUAUGCAGAAUGUCUAAGUGACAGUAGCAUUUUUGUUCAGAGCCGUAAUUGCAAUUACUCUCAUGGUUUUCAUCCAACAACUGUGUGCAAAAUACCACCCAGCUGUAGUCUCAAGAUAUUCAACAACCAGGUAUAAAAAUAUUUUUUUAAUCAUUUGUAUUACGGUACUGGUAUCAAAAGCUGAAAAUAAAUAUAAAUAUGAUAAUUUCAUGCUGUUUGACUGUGUGAUAUCACCAAGUUUUAGCUGGAAGGUGCAUGGAUCGUUUUUUGACAAUAUUGAAUGACUUUUUCUAAAUGAAUGUGAUUGUGACAUGAAGUAAUAUGAUGACCAAAAAUUAGUUUUGACCACCAUCCUCAAUUUGUAAAGUAAAAUAAAUAUUACCUUUAUAUGACAUACACAACACAUACAAAGUCAUAAUUAAAAACUUCAUAAGUAAUUACUGAAUAGAUUAAAGUUUAGAUCUUUUAUAUAAAAGCUUAUACUAAUGUCUAACUCCGCCUUUGCUGGUGCUGAGUUCAGAUGAGAAAGGAGGAGGGUUGGAUGAAAGGCUGGUAACCACCUUCCACUUAAAAAACAUUUGCUACAGGAUUGUCAAAAAAAACAACCACCUCUUAAUGAAUGUGGACCUGGAAGCAUAACUGGGAAAAGCUGAGUAAACUUGGAUCAGGAUGCUUGGAACCUUAUAGUUGUUGCCUGUAUCCCCGGCGGGGCAAAUGCAAACCUGAAAAUAAAAUCUAGGAAUGUAUGAUUAAUGAUUCAACAGCGAAUAGUCUAAUACUAUCCCAUGAGUAUCAUGGAUCGCAGUCUCUCUCAUCCCUUGGUUGUAUUGGGGGUUGGGAGGAGCAGUUGGAGGUAGACUGUGGGGAGUUGGCUUUUCAUUUUCCUGAAAUCUGAUUGACUCCAUAAACAAUUGAAGUGUGUUUUGUACAGAACCACAGGAAGGGAUUGUUUUUAUUUUGUUUUAAGAAUCUAAUAUUUUGCAGUGUACCGGUACACAUUUUUUAUAUAGUUUUCUGUUUGGGUAUUUUUCCAAGUGGCUUUUUUUUCCUUUAGUGUGCAAUUUUUGGGCUAAGACAUAGUUUCAUAGUAAUGUGAAAUUUUACUGUAAUUUUCUUAUUAAUUUUUCAGGAAUUUGCAGCCCUGUUGUCCCAGUCAGUUAAUCAUGGCUUUGAGGCUGUGUAUGAACUAAAUAAAAUGUGCAUCAUCCGAAUGAGUUUUGUCAAGGGCUGGGGUGCAGAAUAUCACAGGCAAGAUGUGACUUCAACACCCUGCUGGAUUGAGCUUCAUCUCAAUGGGCCAUUGCAAUGGUUGGACAAAGUCCUUACUCAAAUGGGAUCUCCCAUGAACCCCAUCUCUUCCAUGUCAUGACCUCAUUGCAUCACAUUAUAUGAUUUUUAUUUUUAUAAAUGCCCUAAAAUCUGCAAAACAAGCAAAAAGUAUUUUUCACUUCUUAUUAUGCAACCUCUUUUAUAAAUGUAACAUGUUCUUUUUCCACCUCAGCAUUUCAUGUUUUUAAAGUUAAAAAUGUAUUGGAAGCUUUAAAAAAACAACACGAUUGUUACGGUUAUACAUUACUGUGAAGUUUUAUUCAUUUGAAUCCACCGAAAUAUAAAAAUGUAAAGCAAUAUUUAAAUUUAAGAGUUUACUUUAUUAUCUUAUAAUGUCAAAUACUUGUGUUAUUUCAACUCAAUUCAAGCAAUAACUAUGUUUUCAUAACUAAAAUUUGAAUGCUAGCGGGAUGCACUGGAUAUUGGUGGUAACUAUUUGAUAAGUGUGCUAUCAGUGAAGCUAAAACUGCUAGAUGUGGGAUCUUAUCUUGUCAUUUUUCAGUUUUCUUGAUGUGAUCUUUCUAUUUAUGCAGUACUUAAAAAAAAUUUAAUAAUAAAUAAGCUGUACAUGUACUUACAGAAAAAAAAUCGAACAAAAAGAUGCACAGAUUGGUCUGUUUCAUAUAUAUAUAUAUAUAUAUAAAUAUAUAUAUCAAUUAAUUAAUUGUCAAGUGGACUACAAUACAAGUGACUAUUAAUUUAAAUUAACACAAACUUUUGUUUCUUCCAUUUUUUUACCCCCACUUUCAUUUUAAUGAAGUUGGUGUAGCUGAGAAAUGGUUAAAUUCCACCUACUUAAAUAAAAUAGGAGUUUUUAAUGGAGUACCGUAAAUUUGGUUAUGCUUGUAAAGUUAAAUUCAUAACCCAUCAUUGUGCAUGAUAACUGAUGAUGCUCUCUUUAUAUCAAAAUAGAUUUUUAAAAAUAAAAAAGCCAUUUUGGCAGUAUUGCUUUUCUUGAGGAAGGUAAAUCAGUGACACAGAGCUAUAUUGUAUACACUAUUGCCAAGAUUGGCAAUUUAUUCAGCACUGACAAAGGCAAAAGCUAUUCAAAGGUCACCAGAUAAUGUUUUGUUGUAAUAUAUUUCUUCUAUUGAAGGCUUUUAUAAAGUUAUUUUGACUGUAGAGGAUUGGUUUCAACCAACUGUGUGUUUGUUCUUGUGUAGAUCACACUAUUUGAUAAUUAAUAAGGAUACAUUUUAAAAUCCCCAAAUUUACACAUGUAUAUAUAAAUAUGUCCGAGUUCUACUUCUAUACACAAUUUUUUUCAGUUGAUUUUAAAGACAAAUCAUUAUAUAAGACUCAUGAGAAACUUUUCAGAUUGUGUUCAUAGAAAAUGAAAUACAUUGCAUUCAUUUGGAAAAUUUGCAUUUGUUAACAAAAUUUGUCUCCUAUUUAUCAAAAGAUUUUUUAUUUACAUUAUGGUUAAUUAUCUUUGUGAUAAAAUCAAAUUGUGUUAAGAUGUUUACUUCUUGUUUAACACUUUAAAAAACUUAAGAGUUCAUUAUUUUGUGAAAUAAUUGUUUACCUUGGGCUCUUAAUAAUGUCAUCAGUUGUUUUUUUUUAAAAUAUUAAUUCCAAUUGUGAACUUAUGAAGAAACAUGGAAGCCUUAGUUCUAAGAAGUUUAAAAAUAAAAAGGACAAAUCAAAUGCUCUUUUACUGCUGGCAAAAAUUUCAUAUUACACAGCAUGUUAAGUAGCAUUUACUGUACUGUUAGUAGUUUCUUUUUAACUUAGAUAUCAUGGAUAUAUUUAAAAUCGAAAUGUUUAAAAUUGAUGUUUUUUUUAAUAAUAUAUUUUAUUUUAGGAUUACAUGUUAGGCCUAACUGACUGAUAAUCUUGUAUAUUUAAAAAAGGUUUCAUAGAAAAUAAUUUUUCUAGUAUAGCACUACAUUUAAAAGUGUUUGUAGAAGUCAUUGUUUAUGAAGUCAUUUGUAAAUAAUAUUGAAUACUACAUUUCCUUUUCCUGGAAAUGAACAAAUGCAUUUGUCUAUUGAUCACCUGUUUUUUUGCAUGCAUUUCUGUGUAUGUUCAAUUCAUGAUCAGAGCUAAAUAAAAUAUUGAUGGAUUGUUAACAGUCAGCUGGCUGCAUAAUAAUAAAUACAUUUGUAGUUCUGAAAAAAAUGUGUAGCUUUAUUUCAUAGUGGAAGUUUUAACAAGCACAAUUAAAUUGUACUUGCUUAAUCCAUUUUGGGUGUUAUAUGUAAAAAUAAUGCAUAAAUAAAUUAGUUUCUGGCUAUGAAUGUAAGCUUCUUUUUUUUUUAAAUGUAGGCAUUCUAACAUAAAAACAUAAAUAAAAAAGUAUGAUUUUAAAUGGGUUUUUCUUUGUUUCUGGCAGUGUAGGAUUAGAAUACUAACAUCAAAGUUAAAUGGCGGUUUAACAAGAAGAGAACUUUAAAAUAUUGCAUUAUUUUAACCUUUUUCAAGAUCUAUGAGGUAAAAAUUAUAAUGCCAUUUUACUGAGGAAAUUUGAAGCACCAGAAUAAUUCCUAACAAAAAAUCCGACUCAUUGAAAAUUUAUGAGCCUUCAUAUUUAUGUUCCUGGUGAGGUUCUACACAUGGCUUUAUAUGCUUUGUAUUACAUCAACCAUAAAUAACUUUCAUAGACCUAUGCCAUAAAAUUAAAAAAAAAAAAAAAAAUAAAAAAUGAAAUG
Molecule: messenger RNA, 13077 nt
Organism: Lymnaea stagnalis (great pond snail)
Lineage: Eukaryota; Metazoa; Mollusca; Gastropoda; Lymnaeidae
Source: the annotation of a GenBank genome assembly